Molecule: messenger RNA, 7401 nt
Organism: Silurus meridionalis
Lineage: Eukaryota; Metazoa; Chordata; Actinopteri; Siluriformes; Siluridae
Product: receptor-type tyrosine-protein phosphatase mu-like
Exons: 36
Coding region: 548-5122 (1524 amino acids)
Biological process (GO): protein dephosphorylation
Cellular component (GO): membrane
Molecular function (GO): protein binding; protein tyrosine phosphatase activity
Source: RefSeq, a predicted model, not a curated record
UCAUUCACACUGUAGGAGCACAGGGGACUUCGCCAUGCCGUGAACGGGUCCGGCGGUGUGUCUCAAUUCCCGGUUCCAGAGCGGGAAGAAGAGACAGGGCGUGCAGGGGCACGCGCGCGCGCUCGCUCGCUCACUCACUCACUCGAGCGCGCGCUACACUCUUUCACCGCGGUCCACACGAGCGCCUCAAUCUCUCGCGCUCUCUCUCUCCUCCUCGCGCACUAACGGUCGGAGCGGGAAAGCUACAACAACACCCUCUACCGGAGAGAAUGAAACAGAUAGAUAGAGAGAGAAACAGAUAGAGAGAGAGAGAGAGAGAGAGAGAGAGAGCUCUUGGCGCUCCUCCUGGAAGAGAAGAGACUUGAGAGAAGUCAGAGCGAGUCCAGGAGACGGAGACUUGACAGAAAAAAAAAUUAGGGAAAACGGUUCGAGGACUUGACUUCAAGCUCUGAAAGAAAAGAAAAAAGAGAAAGAAAAGAAAGCGGACGCGUGUCCACAGUUUGGCGUUGGCCGCGGGGCUCCGACAUUCGCCGAAAAGCCUGGGGACAUGGAUAAAGUUUUAACUUGGCUGGUGACCGCGGUCGGGCUCCUGGUGUCGGCGCGGGGGCAGGUGUACAGAGGCGAUUGCAGCUUCGAGAAGCCGUUCGGGGCGUGCGGCUACAGCCAGGGACGAGAUGACGACCUUGAGUGGGAACAGGCCAACACCAAAGAAAAGCCUUCUGCCAACCAGUGGAUGCCUCCUGGCUCAGCCUUCAUGAUGAUGAAUGCAUCAGGCCGUUUUGCUGGACAGCGAGCCCAGCUGCUGAGCCCUCAACUUAAAGAGAACGACACACACUGCGUCACCUUUCAGUACCUGGUGUCUGGCAGGGAGGGGGGCAGCCCCGGGUAUCUCAACAUCUACAUCAAAGAGAACAACAGCCCCACAGGUCGGCCCGUGUGGAACAUUUCAGGGCCUGUUAGCCGGAGCUGGACCCAAGUAGAAUUAGCCAUCAGCACCUAUUGGCCCAACUUCUACCAGAUCAUUUUCGAAGCUGUGACCUCAGGCCAGCGUGGUUUUCUGGCUAUCAAGGAUGUCGUUGUCCAAGGCCAUCAGUGCAUGACGACGCCACACUUCCUCCAUAUCAAAGGAGUGGAGGUGAACGCAGGCCAGAUAGCCACCUUUCACUGCACCGUCAACGGAGAAUGGAGAGACUACUUUCACCUGUGGCUGCAGGGAAUCGGUGGACGAGAAGCUCCAAUGAAGGCCACCAAACCGUGGAAUAACCAGCGGUUCAUUGGUAUGUUCGACGUAGUGAACACCACAAAGCAGGACUCGGGUCGCUACCGCUGCAUAGUCCAUUCCACCAAGGGAGUAGGCGUGUCCAACUACGGAGAACUGACCAUCAAACAGCCCCCAGUGCCCAUCGCGCCUCCCCAGCUGACCGCAGUGGGCGCCACCUACCUGUGGAUCCAGCUCAACGCCAACUCCAUCAACGGGGACGGGCCGAUCAUCGGGCGUGAAGUGGAGUACCGUACCGUCUCAGGCACUAUGUACGACCUUCAGCCCGUCGACAAGGCGUCACACAAGAUCGGCCACCUUGCACCCGAUACCGAGUACGAGAUCAGCGUGCUGCUCACGCGCCCACUAGACGGAGGCACAGGGGCGCCCGGGCCACCACUCCGGGCUCGUACCAAGUGCGCAGAGCCCAUGCACGGGCCUCGGCAGCUGAGGGUAGUAGACAUUAAGGCCAGGCAGGUGACCCUCCGCUGGGAGCCAUUCGGCUACAAUGUGACGCGCUGCCAUAACUACAGUCUGACGGUGGAGUACAGCGCCCGUGGCACUGGGAAAGACGAGACCCGGGAAGAAGUGUCAUACGACAGCAAGAACUCCGCGCCUCAGCACACCAUCCACAACCUGACACCCUUCACCAACCUGAGCGUCAAACUGGUGCUGCGCAAUCGCGAGGGCGUGAAGGAGAGUGCCGAGAUCCACGUCCAGACUGACGAGGACGUGCCUGGCGAGGUUCCUCUGGACUCCAUCCAGGCCAGUGCGUAUGAAGAGAAGAUCAUUCUGAAGUGGAGAGAGCCUGCUCACACUUACGGAGUCAUCACCCAGUAUGAGAUCUCCUAUAAAGCUGUGAGCUCCUUUGACCCAGUGCUGGACCUCUCCAACCAGAGUGGCAAAGUGAUCAAACUGGGAAAUGAGACGAGUCACGUGUUCAUGGGUCUGUAUCCAGGCUCGACGUACUCGUUCACCCUCAGAGCCAGCACGGCUAAAGGCUACGGUCCCCCAGCCAUCACUCAGGCCACCACCAAGAUCUCAGCUCCUUCUAUGCCUACAUAUGAUCAGGAGACGUCUCUGAACCAGACUGACAGCACUGUCACUGUUCUUCUCAAACCUGCCCAAAGCAGAGGAGCACCAGUAAGUGUAUAUCAGCUGGUGGUGGAGGAAGAGAGGCCCAGGCGUGCACGAGGCGGUGAGGCAGAGAUCCUGCGCUGUUACCCCAUCCCUGUCCACUACCAGAACGCAACAUCACUCAACUCUAAGUACUACUUCACAGCAGAAUUCCCCUCUGGGGGCAUCCCGUCUCCUCUGCCUUUUACUGUGGGGGACAACAGAACCUACAGUGGCUUCUGGAAUGCACCACUGCUUCCCCACAAGAGUUAUAGUGUGUACUACCAGGCCGUCAGCACAGCUAACGGGGAGACUAAAAUAGACUGUGUGCGAGUUGCAACCAAAGCUGCUAUUCUAGUGACGCAGCUCACUACUCCCUACAUCCGUAUUGCUCCAGCUGCAGGCGACAACCAACUAACAGGGUCGGCAACACACAAGCCAAACGCGGUGGAGCCGGAGAAACAGACCGACCACACGGUGAAGAUCGCCGGCGUCAUCGCCGGCAUCCUGCUUUUCGUCAUCAUCUUCCUUGGCGUGGUGCUUCUCAUGAAGAAACGAAGAACCUAUCACUCCUACACUUAUUACCUGAAACUGGCUAAGAAGCGGAAGGAGACGCUGAGCAGCACACGGCAGGAGAUGACGGUGAUGGUGAACUCGAUGGACAAGAGCUACACGGAGCAGGGCACUAACUGCGAUGAAGCUCUUUCCUUCAUGGACACUCACAACUUGAACAGCCGCUCUGGAUCUUCUCCCUGCUCUCUAACAGUGAAGACAAACACACUGAGCACAACUCUUCCCAACUCCUAUUACCCAGACCCGUUUGUGCCCACUGCCAUCUUAGUCCCCAUUAAUGACGAGACGCAGACGGUGGCCAGCGACACGAGCAGCCUGGUCCAGUCUCACGCCCACGCUCACUCCACACACUCGAUGCACUCGACGCACUCGACGCACACUCACUCUCUACGGAAGCGCGAGGCGGCAGACGUGCCCUAUCAGACGGGUCAGCUCCACCCGGCCAUCCGCGUGGCUGACCUGCUCGAGCACGUCACCCAGAUGAAGUGCGCAGAGGGAUACGGAUUCAAAGAGGAGUACGAGAUCAAUGAGAGCUUCUUUGAGGGGCAGUCUGCACCAUGGGACUCUGCCAAGAAAGAUGAAAACCGGAUGAAGAAUCGCUAUGGAAACAUCAUCGCAUAUGAUCACUCCCGCGUGCGUCUGCAGAGCCUGGAGGGCGAGCAGAGCUCCGAUUACAUUAAUGCUAAUUACGUUGAUGGCUACCACAGGCCAAACCACUACAUCGCUACACAAGGACCCAUGCAGGAGACGGUGAUUGACUUCUGGAGGAUGGUGUGGCAGGAGAACACGGCCACCAUUGUCAUGGUUACUAACCUAGUGGAAGUCGGAAGGGUGAAAUGCUGUAAGUACUGGCCAGACGACACGGAGAUAUACCGAGAUAUGAAGGUGACGCUGAUAGAGACCCAGCUCUUGUCCGAGUAUGUCAUCAGAACAUUUGCCGUAGAGAAGAGAGGUGCACACGAGAUCCGCGAGAUCCAGCAGUUUCAUUUCACGGGCUGGCCGGAUCACGGUGUGCCGUACCACGCUACAGGCCUGCUGGGCUUCAUUCGCAGAGUCAAGGCCAAGUCAGCCGCCAACGCCGGCCCUAUCGUGGUUCACUGCAGUGCGGGCGCGGGCCGGACAGGCUGUUUCAUCGUGAUUGACAUCAUGUUAGACAUGGCCGAGAGGGAGGGCGUGGUCGACAUCUACAACUGUGUCCGAGAGCUACGAUCUCGCCGGGUCAACAUGGUUCAGACCGAGGAGCAAUAUGUCUUCAUCCAUGAUGCCAUUCUGGAGGCGUGUCUUUGUGGUGACACCACCAUCCCUGCUAAUCAGCUCCGUUCCGUUUACUACGACAUGAACCGAUUGGAUCCCCAAACCAACACCAGUCCGAUCAAAGAGGAGUUUAGGACGCUCAACAUGGUGACCCCCACACUACGCGUGGAGGACUGCAGCAUCGCCCUUCUGCCACGGAACCAUGAGAAGAACCGCUGCAUGGAUGUGCUGCCUCCUGACCGCUGCCUGCCCUUCCUCAUCACCAUCGAUGGAGAAAGCAGCAACUACAUCAACGCUGCACUCAUGGAUAGUUAUAAGCAGCCGUCUGCGUUUAUCGUUACCCAGCAUCCUUUGCCAAACACAGUGAAAGAUUUCUGGAGACUGGUCCUGGACUAUCACUGCACAUCCAUUGUUAUGCUCAAUGAUGUGGAUCCUGCACAGCUGUGUCCUCAGUACUGGCCAGAGAAUGGGGUACAUAGGCAUGGUCCUCUGCAGGUGGAAUUUGUAUCAGCUGAUCUUGAAGAGGACAUCAUCAGCAGAAUAUUCCGCAUUUACAACGCUGCUCGGCCCCAAGAUGGCUAUCGUAUGGUGCAACAGUUCCAGUUCUUAGGCUGGCCCAUGUACCGAGACACACCAAUGUCCAAACGCUCCUUCCUGAAACUCAUCCACCAAGUGGACAAAUGGCAAGAAGAAUAUGAUGGAGGAGAGGGACGCACUGUGGUGCACUGCCUAAAUGGAGGCGGACGCAGCGGAACGUUCUGUGCUAUCAGUAUUGUGAGUGAAAUGUUGCGACACCAGCGCUCGGUUGAUGUGUUUCAUGCUGUCAAAACUCUGCGGAACAACAAACCAAACAUGGUGGACUUACUGGAUCAGUACAAGUUCUGCUAUGAAGUUGCUUUGGAGUAUCUAAACUCAGGCUAGCUGUGCUAGCCAUCAGACAACAUGGACAUGCUUUUGGAUUAUUAUUUUUUAAACAGUGGAUGCUCAGUGUGUGUACAGCACUAGCAGUGCAGUGCAUGUGUGUGUGUGCGUGCGUGAGCGUGUGUGUGUGUGUUUGUGAGUACGUAUGUGGUCAGCUUGAAAUUCAACAAAUGUUCAUUUAUCUGACCAGGCUUUUUCAACUACAGGAAGAGUACAGUAUAAUGUUCAACCGUCUUCUAACUGAAGUGUGUGUUGUAAAUGAAGCCAGCUUAUGUUCUUCUCUCUUCCUUUGGCCUCUGUGCCCUUCGGUAUAAUUUUUCCGGCUUUUUGCGCAGGACCUUCCGUGUAUGUUGUUGUGAUGCUUUCCAUUUCUGACUGACGUGUGCCGAAUCGCUCGAUUGGACGCCAUCGGGGCAAGAAGCAACAAUGUCUAACGUUAUUUUAUCGUGUAAAUCAGUCGUAAUAGGCUAAAGAACAGAGUUUCACAUGCCGACCAUAGCGUCAUCGCAUAUUAUGUGCCAUGUUCAAAGGAUCCAAAGCUUUUUUUGGCACUUUGUUUUUGAUAUUGUUUGUUUAUAUUGUAAAUAUGAUCAGUGUAGUGUAUUAUUUAUUCACGCUGUGUAUUUCAGUGACAAUCGUGUACUGGGUUCAUUGGUUGAAUCACCCAGAAUGUAUUGUCAGCUUUGGUUCAUCUUGUUUGAAGAAAUAUUGUACAUGUUUAAAUAUAUACUGUAUGUAUCAUAGCAAAAGAAAAAAAAGACUCAAUGUUAUUAUUUAUCUCACAAUCUCUCUACAAAUCUGAUCUUUCUCUUGAAUCUUGUCUCAGCUUGUGUAUUUGUUGAGCAGAACAGGAAUCAGUGUGCUGGUGUGGUCUGGGAGCCAGUAUUAACACUUUCAGCAGAGAGACUGUAUAAUGUCUCAUGUGGAGCUGGUAAGGGAGAAAAGUUCAUGUAUGUUCAGUUCAUUCCUUUUUUGGGUUUUUUUUUUCAUUAAAAUGAGAAAAUGUUAUAUUUGAUCCCACUUGUUUACCCACACAAAAGUAUAAUCAUUCAUCUGAAAGAAAAAUGCCCCUGCGAUAGAUCUCAGCAUGAUCCGAGUUCACCCAGAAGUAGGUUAGAAGAACACCAUUCUAACUUUUCAUAAAAGAUUUGAGACAAAUGGGAUCAUGUGCAGAAAUACAUUUUGGGUCAUUCAAAUGUUCUUAAAUUCCAGCACCUGGAAAAAAUCCUGCUUUACUGUCAGCCUCAUGCUAUUUUUAAGAAGUGAUUUAUAUUAGCAGUAGAUCAGGCACUAAUGCUAAUCUGUAAUCUUCUUGCUAGAAGCUAACCAGUUAUUUCUGAUAGAUCCAGGUCAUUCAACAAUGCUCAUUUAUUUUAUCCCUGAUAAUUAAUUUAUUAUGAAGUGAUGAAAAAAACAAACAGGGAAAGUUUCCUUUGCAUAUACAGUGGGGUUCAGAUGUCUGAUUAAUUAUAUACAACGACUUGUGAAAUGUAAAAAUAUUCACACAUUCUUUAUAUUUUGUAUGUCCCAUUUUUGCUUUACUGACAUUCGAUUUGGCACAGACUCCGCAUGUUUGUGUUAAACCUGAUGAUUCAUGUUAAAUCAAAUCCAUCAGAGUGUCAGGAUAAGACUCAUUGAAAAUCUGACCUUUUGUACAGAGCAGGUAACGUGGUCUCGACUAUUUACCAUUCAAGUUUUUUUUAUUUCUAAAAUAAAAUGUUAAAAAAUAACAUUUUCAAUGGAAAUUCAGUCUUUUGGUAUGUAAAAUGUAAAACGAAGGAACGUAACGUACACAAACCCAGUAAAAACCCACAGACUGUAGAAUUAAAUGGUAAAUAUUGAAACAGAGACAAAUCAUGGCUUGUGUUUUGCCAGAGCUGUAGGUGGUGUAGGUGCACAGGGGUACUGCAGGACACGCUUGUGCGACUCUUUGGUAAGGACUUUCCUCCCACACCGUUAGAACGUUCUGUCUGUAUCAUAAGAACGAGUUUCACACACACACACACACACACACACACCACCUCUUCCAGAGUCAUCCAUCAAAUAAAAUGAUGCAGGGUUUUUUUUUUAUUGUUGCUUACAUUUAAGUACAAAUAUAUUUAAUAUAUGGUUGCAGUGGAACAGAAUAUAUUGCAGUAAAAGAAAAUACAAUUGUUUAACAUCUCAUACUGUUAUAUUGGCAUCACACAUCUGUGUUUUCUCAUUUACCCUGUAUGGACAAAAGUAUUGAGACACCUGACCUUUACAGCCAUAUGUGGUUCUUUCCUCAGCUGUUACCA